Cryptomeria japonica (Japanese cedar) is the source of this 1902-nucleotide messenger RNA. RefSeq lists its product as uncharacterized. The transcript has a single exon. Bases 227 to 1561 code for a protein of 444 amino acids. The record is from RefSeq and is a predicted model, not a curated record. Gene Ontology annotation, cellular component: endoplasmic reticulum. Lineage: Eukaryota; Viridiplantae; Streptophyta; Pinopsida; Cupressales; Cupressaceae. Gene Ontology annotation, biological process: ubiquitin-dependent protein catabolic process. Gene Ontology annotation, molecular function: ubiquitin-like protein conjugating enzyme binding; metal ion binding; ubiquitin protein ligase activity.
CCUUUUGGUCGUUUGUGGCUGAAAAGUGAACAGAACAGAGGUGACGAGGCACCUCCUCUCACCUAAAGUUGGAUGAUAUUUACUCUUUAUAUUUACCCAGAUGAUCACGGAGUUUUUUGUGGCAACAAAUAUCUGCAAAUGGCGAAUACUCUGCUGCUUUUCUCUCCUUAAUUCUCAAAUUCCGUUGCAUUGAUUGGUUUCCACGUAAAACCAGAUCUGAUCGAAGAUGGAGGAUUUAUCCAUGGAUCUCUCUUUAAAUCUGAGCCCUCCAGCGGCGCCGCCUGACCUGCAGCUGGCCCUCACCUCAUCUCCAACGCCAACGCCAACGCCAGUGAAUGAACAGGAACAGGAACGGGAAGGCUCCAGAUCAUUCCCAUGGCCCCAUUUUUCUUUAAUCGGACAAGAAGAAGGCUCCGCCCCCUUUUCCGUCCCUCUUCCUGCAAAUCGUAUAAGAGGCGCCCUCCGCCGCCGAGUGAGGUCUGUCCCGGUUUUGGAUUCGGGCGCUCCGUCUUCGCGACUGCUUUGCACUGAAGCCGUUGAAUCCUACAAACAAGAUGCAGAGAAAAAAUAUGGCGAUGAUAAGAAGAGAAUUCACGAGAAUGGAAAUGAAAACAGAGAAGCGAGCGUAGAGACAGAGGAAAAAGCAAAUGCGAAUUUUGAAUGCAAUAUUUGUCUGGAGAUGGCGUCGGAGCCUGUGGUCACAUUGUGUGGGCACCUGUUUUGUUGGCCUUGCCUUUAUCAAUGGCUACACGAGUAUUCCUCUUGUAAAGAAUGCCCUGUCUGCAAAGGCGAGGUUACAGAUAACAAUAUAACGCCGAUUUACGGCAGAGGCGUAAAAGGAGGAAGCGAGGGUAAAGGGGGGCUUCCUCUUCCUCUCCCGCCCCGCCCUCACGCUCACAGGGUUGAGAGUGCAAGGCAAAGAGAGAGAUUUAGAGAUGGGGAAAGCGCUGCUUCUCUGUCCAGACGUGUGGAGGAAAUCAUUCGCGUGAGAAACGGGCGGAGGCUUCUCUUGCGCUUAAAUAGCAGUGAAAAUGGUAAUGAUCGCUUGUAUUCCGAGCAACAUGUGAGCCGUUUCAGGGCUACACGCCGCGCGCUGCAGCAGCAAACGGAUCAUGCUUUGGAAGAGCGCCUUCAUAUGCGCGAGCGUCUCUUUGGGCGGAGGCAUCCUUUACGAUUCUCAUCCACUGCUGCAACUGCGAUCGAGGAUGAGGAGGAAGAGGAAGAAGAGGGGCCAACGAGGCGGAGGAGAAGGGGUAUUGACGAGAGAGAAGCGUUUGGCGUGCUGGCAUUUGAUCGAAUGGCGGCUAUUCGAGCUCGCCUUGCAAGUAUGGAAGGUAUGUUACAAUCCUUUGCCACUAUAACUCCUCCACCUGAAGAGACGGAGUCCUUACCACUCCUCGUAAUUCCUUCCAUGAGUGGGAAUGAGGUUGGGGAAGGGGAAAGAAACGCGUCAUCAAGUAGUUCCUUUCUGUCUGACACAACAAGGGAUACACAAAGCGCGGGUGCUUCCGCAUUAGAUACGGAUACGGUUUCUCCUACAAGAAAAGUCCGGCGAAUCUAGCGAUUGGAGCCAUUACUUGCUUAUUUAUUCCAUUCUCCUUUCUUUUUACAAUCUUUGAAAAUUGCAGAGCUGCAGGAUUAUAAAUUUAUUGUUAAAUCAGAGUCAUACACAUCCUUUUGAACUGGCCUCAAGAUUUGCUUUCUUCAGCAUCUUGAUGCCAGCCAUCGUUUCUGCCACUAUAUGCAACCUUAGGUCAUAUCUUCUGCAGCGUUUGGAAAAUUGGCAACGAUCUCAUUAAUUGUGCCACCAUAAAAAACACCAUCUUUAUUGAUAUUCUGAUGUUCCCUAUAAUUUCAUAUGUAUUCAAUUUACUUGGAGCAAAUCUCCAAAAUUCUGUUCAA